AUGGGCUGGGCAUGCGUGGUUCUCCUGGGCACGGAGGAGGAGGCUGUGUUCCGCCAGGCCACGCCCUACCCGCUGAGCCCCUCCUGGAAGGUCAUUCUGCUCAGCGACGGCUCCGUGACGCGGCACCUGCAGCUGAUGACAAACGAACGGGUGCAGGUGGAAUGCAUAGAGAUGCGGGACAUCGGGCACGAGCGUGUGGGGCUGCCCGAGCAGACUGCCGCCAUCGAGGGCCCGCUGGUGCAGCGCCAGGUGCUGCUGCACAUCCCCGACCCUCACAGCAAGGCAUACGUGUAUGCCAGCUCGUGGUGGAGCGCCGACACGGUGGACCAGUACCUCAGGGACCGCAGCCAGCCGAUCUGGGUGUCGCUGAGCCAGGGCAGGACGGAGCUAUACCGUGAGAUACUGCAGCUGGAGCUGGGCAACAGCCCUUACCUGGAGGAGCGCUUCCAGGCGCGCGGCCCCUUCUGGGGGCGCCAGUACCUCUUCUGGCACGCCGACAAGCCGCUCACCCUCAUAUACGAAGUGUUCUCAACCGAGCUGCAGCAGUUCCUGGGCAGCCCACGGCAGGCGGAGCCGUGA
This is a messenger RNA of Chlorella variabilis, 579 nucleotides long. RefSeq lists its product as hypothetical. The transcript has 7 exons. Lineage: Eukaryota; Viridiplantae; Chlorophyta; Trebouxiophyceae; Chlorellales; Chlorellaceae. The record is from RefSeq and is a predicted model, not a curated record. The coding region runs from base 1 to 579 and encodes 192 amino acids.